AUGUGGUCAGUACCAUCCAUAGCUGUUCUAUUGGGAAUAUUCUGGUUCAGAAAAAAAAGAGAAUAUGCAAAAUCUGACCCAGGUGGAAGAGAAAAAAUUAAAAGUUUGAAAGAGGAACUUGCAGAAGCACUAAAUGCUCAGGCCGAAGCUAAAAGAAUUUCUCCACUGGGCAAGGCAGAGAGAUCCAUUAUUAAAUCUGCCCCCAUAGACAUUAUUCCAAACGGAAGCAAUUCACAAAGAUCUUCACCAUUAGAAUUGACAGAUGAAGAAGUUGACUUAGAAAUUGAAAAAAUUAUUAGGAAAAAGUCUAUUGAAAAAGAGAAAAGGAUGUCAGCUGGUUUUGACAAAUUUUGUUCCCUGAGCUUGAGCUCUAAAGAACCAGUUAAUGAGCCAUAUGUUGUAUGCUCCACCCUUCCAACUGUGAUCAGUGGCUUUGCAAAGAACUCUAACCUAUCACCAAAUAAAACUAUUAAGAUCAGUGAUGACAUUGUCAAUGCUCAGGAAAUGCCUAGCAAUUCACAGGUAGAAGGUGUGCAGCAAGAUAGUACAAUAGUAGAAACAUCUGUUCUUGAAAUUAAUAAAAUUGAAGACACUAACAAAGUUGAUGCAGAAGAUUUAAAUAAAAAUAUUAUUAAUAUAGAUGAUGAACAUAGAGAUAACAAUGAAAAUGAAAACACAUUUUCUACAGCACAAAACAGAUGUAUCUCUGAAAGAGAUUCUGCAAAUCAUAGUCCUAUAGACCCCCUGCUAGCUAGUCCAUCGAUGUGCCACUUUUCAGAUAACCACAGUGAGGGCUCAAGUGAUAGUGGUAAAGGAUGUUCUGAAGCAGCUAGUCCUCCACCAGCAAACAUGAACAUGGUUCCUUCUGAAAGUGCACUUAGAAUACAUCAAUUUGUCAUAUCACAGAGUCUUGUAGGACUUUUAAUAGGCAAACAUGGAUCAUUUGUUACACAAAUUAAAGCCAAAACAGGUGCAAGUGUAUAUGUUCGUAGACAUCCAGAUUCGGUCAAACAAAAAAUAUGUGCAGUGGAAGGAACUCAAAGUGAAAUAGAAGCAGCUUUAGAAAUGAUUAAAGAAAAGUUCCCAGAAAAGAAGUUCCCCAACUUUUCCUUACAAGAAAUUAGUGCUGAAUUAUAUCAAAGAUUGGUACCAUUAGUGCCAGAAUUUCUACAACUUGUUGAAUCGGUAAAUAAUGACACAAUAAUGACAUGCUUGGUGAGCGCUGGACAUUUCUUCCUACAACAACCACUACAUCCGACCUUCCCAUCGCUGCAUGCAUUACAUCGUCUCAUGGCAGCCACAUAUCAAAACCCUGAAGUACCAUCACUGCCAAGUCCAGUGAAAGAGGGUUCAAUUUGUGCUGCCCCCACUGAAAAUAACUGGUAUCGUGCUCAAGUGAUGUCAACGUCGGAGGAGAAUGAGACAUCUGUUGUCAAACUAGUGGACUUUGGAGGAUACCUCACAGUGGAUAAUGAUCAACUAAAACAAAUCCGCUCUGACUUUAUGACAUUACCUUUUCAGGCUACAGAAGCCAUGCUAGCUUUCGUAAAACCAGCAAAUAAUGAAUCGGAAUGGAGUGGUGAAGCCCUUCGUAUUAUGGCAGGCCUGACAGCAGGUCAACUGUUACACGCUCAAGUAGCUGGCUACGAUGAAGCCGGCCUUCCGCUUGUCCAUCUCUACCUCACACUCCAUCCACAGCAAGUAAUAUUCCUGAACCGAGAGCUAGUUGACCGCGGCUUGGCAGAGUGGGACAUUCCGGCGGAGUCGUGA
Messenger RNA from Arctia plantaginis, 1770 nucleotides. The record is from the annotation of a GenBank genome assembly. Lineage: Eukaryota; Metazoa; Arthropoda; Insecta; Lepidoptera; Erebidae.